Varroa destructor (honeybee mite) is the source of this 2145-nucleotide messenger RNA. It is a transcript of the gene Pdi, whose product is annotated as protein disulfide isomerase. Gene Ontology annotation, cellular component: endoplasmic reticulum. Gene Ontology annotation, molecular function: protein disulfide isomerase activity. NCBI's taxonomy places the organism in Eukaryota, Metazoa, Arthropoda, Arachnida, Mesostigmata, Varroidae. The record is from RefSeq and is a predicted model, not a curated record. Gene Ontology annotation, biological process: protein folding; response to endoplasmic reticulum stress.
GCUGUCGUGCCGCCGACCUCCCGAGCUGCCACGUCCGUAGCAAGCUCAACUUCCAUUCGCUCCGUACGUGUGUCCUGAGUCGGUUGGGCAUCAUGACGUUCGGUCGGUUCGUAAUUAGCGUGUUGGCCCUAAUCAAUGCGGUCAGUACCGCCGAUAUCGAGACCGAUCAGAAUGUAUUCGUUUUAACGAAGGACAAUUUCGAUCAAGCCAUCCAGGAGCACAAAAACAUACUCGUAGAAUUCUAUGCCCCGUGGUGCGGACACUGUAAGGCGUUAGCGCCCGAAUAUGUCAAAGCCGCCACUGAACUUGCUGAAGAAAAAUCCGAACUGAAGCUCGCAAAGGUUGACGCCACCGAGCAGAAAGAACUCGGCGAGCGCUUUGAGAUUGGAGGCUAUCCGACACUGAAGCUUUUCCGCGAGGGAAAGCCAAUUGACUAUAAUGGAGGUCGUACCGCUCCUGAAAUCAUCCGCUGGUUAAAGAAGAAGACUGGUCCUCCAGCCCAUGAUGUUAUCACUGCCGAUGAGAUUAAUGCUCUCAAGGAAGCCAACGAUGUGAUCGUGGUUGGCCUGUUCAAAGACCAAGAGUCGGAGGCUGCAAAAAUUUUCCUUCAGACCGCCAUCGAAUUUGAUGAGCAACCAUUUGUUAUUUCGUCGGCAGAUGCUGUUUUCAAUGCUGUCGAGGGUAAAGACGGUCAGGUUGUUUUGUUGAAAAAGUUCGACGAAGGUCGCAAUGUCCUAGAGAAAGUAGAGACUGCCGAGGCCACAAAGAAGUUCGUCGUAUCGAAUUCGUUACCUCUGGUUAUCGAGUUCUCUCAUGAGUCAGCGUCGAAGAUCUUCGGAGGUGAGAUAAAGAAUCACAACCUUCUAUUCUUGAGCAAGAAGGCAGAGAACUACGAUGAGUCGUUUGCCAAGUUCCGUAAGGCUGCUGAGCAAUUUAAAAGCCAGGUUAUCUUUGUCACCAUUGAUACUGAGAACGCUGACCACAGCCGUAUCCUGGACUUCUUCGGGGUCAAAAAGGCCGACAAGCCGCAGAUGCGCAUGAUCAAGCUUCAGGAUGAGAUGGCGAAAUUCAAGCCCGAUGAUGAAACCAACCUGGACGCGGAUGUCGUUUCAUUAUUCGUAAAAGGUGUCCUUGAUGGUACAGUGAAACAACACCUGCUCUCACAGGACCUCCCUGAGGACUGGAACGACAAGCCUGUUAAGGUUCUCGUAUCAAGCAACUUCGAUGAGAUUGCCAUGGACAAGGGCAAGCACGUUCUUGUUGAGUUCUAUGCCCCAUGGUGCGGUCACUGUAAGCAACUUGCCCCAAUCUACGAUGAGCUUGGCGAGGCCUUUAAGGAACGCGAUGACGUUGUCAUUGCCAAGAUGGAUGCUACCGCUAACGAGCUUGAGCACACUAAGAUCAACUCGUUCCCCACACUCAAGCUAUACAAGAAGGAUACAAACGAAAUUAUCGAGUUCGUUGGUGAGCGCACCUUAGAGGGAAUGAAGAAGUUCAUUGAAUCAGGCGGUGAGUACGGCAAGUCGGCACCUGAAGACGUUCAAGAGGACGAGGAGAACGCCGAGGACGACGAGCACGGACCGCGUGACGAGCUGUAAUCGCCUCCUUCGUGAAAUGGAGUCACCAUAAGUCUUCUCUAAACGAAAGAAACACGUGUGAGAGCGAAAGCGAGAGCGAGAGAAAGUUAGGUACAGAGAAGCAAUACAUUUCAGGAGUCCGUAGGGAAUCAGGCAGGGUUUUAUGUUCUACACCAACAACAAACGACAGAAAACGAUAACGCCUAGCGCGAUUUCAAGCAGGGAGGAUAGCGAAUAAAUAAAGGGUAUUGAUUGCCGCUGGUUACUCUGUGUAAUGGGUGAGAAAUUACAUUGACCUGACGGCACAGACUAGGGUCGUGCCGCAUUAUGUCCCGCCUGGUUAAAAGAAUAGUGUGAUUCCCAAAAAUUCUUAGAGGGGAUAGCGUGCUACUAGAGAAAGACACGUCCCUUCGCUUUGAAGAACGUGCGUUUGUUUUAUUUAUUUUCGAAUUACAGCAAAAGAAGCGACAACUAUUCGGCGGCGCACCUAUGGAAGAUUCAUUAGAUUAGAGGUGGGGGUAAUAGAUGACAAUGUAAAUAAAUUCUAAAAAAAUCGUUAUUUCUGAUA